CAAUGCACCUUUUCUUUUUUUUCUUUGAAAUUUCCUAGAAAGUGGAAUGCUUGAAGCAGAAUUGGAUAUCCGUUUUAAUAAUUGUAACAACAAUUUCCGGAUUCGCUCUUGGCCUGGUUUUCCGUCAGUUUAACUUAAACGAGCAAGAAAAGCAAUUAAUCGGUUUUCCGGGAAUGUUAGUGAUUAGAGCUUUUCGCAUGAUCAUUUUGCCCAUGCUUCCUUGCAGUAUUAUUUUAGGUAUCACUUCUUUGGGUAAAUCGGAAAAUAGAAAAUUAAUUUCUUACACCGUUUUGUUCAUCGUUUUACUCUCGCUCUUUGCUAGUAUUUUGGGAUUAACUUUAGCUCAUCUUCUUAAGCCCGGAGAAAAAGCUCUGGAUAAACCAAAAAGUCGAGUGGAAGAUGCUGGAAAGAAAAGUCAGAUCUUAGAUUCCUUCUUGGAUAUGCUGAGAAAUGCCAUCCCUGACAAUAUUAUCAAAGCUACUUUUUCUCAGGAAUAUACAGCCACAACCGAGUUAGUUUCAAAUGGCAUAAAUUCUUCAUCUACAAACAGGAGCAUUUCUACCAGUAAAAGUCUUCAAGUGAAAGAACAAACAAAUUUUAUCGGUUUAUUGAUUGUGUCUUUAAUAAUGGGACUGGCAAUGGCCUCGCUUAAAGACGAAGUGGCCCAAUUCAGAUCUAUAGUUGAACAGUUUAAAUCAAUUAUAAUGAAGAUAGUACACUAUUUUGUCAAAAUUCUUCCAAUUGGAAUGUUUUUCUUGAUGUUUCAAGAAGGACUGAAGACAGAAUCAGUUUUGAAUUUAAUAUACCAAUUAGGAUGGCUUAUAUUAACUGAAAUCAUGGGUUUAGUCAUUCAUCAAUUUAUUUUCUUACCCUUUCUAUAUAUUCUAAUAGUGAGGCGGAAUCCAUUUUUAUUCAUCUCCAGCAUUCUUCCAGUUUUCUUGACAUCAUUUGGUACUGCUUCUAGUUUAGCCACAUUUCCCAUUACUCUUCGUUGUAUGGAAGAAGAUAACAAAUUGAAUCGAAAUAUCUCUAGAUUUAUCCUUCCUUUAGGAAUGGUUGUAAACAUGCAGGGCGUGUGCAUCGACCUAACAAUCGUGACAAUAUUUCUUGCACAAAUAGAAGGUGUUUCAGUUAAUGGCGUCAGUUCUUUGGUGCUUUGUUUGACGGUAGUAUUGUUAGCUAUUGCAUCUCCAGCCAUGCCAGCAACGGGGAGCCCUGUAUUUAUUUUAACAUGUCUAGCAGUAGUUAACGUGGAAUCUACAAGCGAUCUCUCAUUAAUAUUAUCAAUAUUUUGGAUUACGGAUCGAUUAUCAACAAUUGGUAACGCGGUAGGCGACUGCUACGUUGCAGCAUUCGUAUCAAAAUUAUGCGAUGAUAAAAAUGUUCCUAUUACCUCUGUAAUAGUAGAAAAUAAUAAUCUACCUCCCAAAGAUGAAGAAGAAAUGCAAAAUGUAAAAUUAUAAAAUAAUAA
Messenger RNA from Centruroides sculpturatus (bark scorpion), 1471 nucleotides. Its product is annotated as neutral amino acid transporter A-like. The record is from RefSeq and is a predicted model, not a curated record. Gene Ontology annotation, biological process: L-glutamate transmembrane transport. Bases 174 to 1463 code for a protein of 429 amino acids. The transcript has 9 exons. Lineage: Eukaryota; Metazoa; Arthropoda; Arachnida; Scorpiones; Buthidae. Gene Ontology annotation, cellular component: plasma membrane. Gene Ontology annotation, molecular function: glutamate:sodium symporter activity; neutral L-amino acid transmembrane transporter activity; L-glutamate transmembrane transporter activity.